Conger conger (European conger) is the source of this 9506-nucleotide messenger RNA. RefSeq names its product nuclear receptor corepressor 1-like. The record is from RefSeq and is a predicted model, not a curated record. The transcript has 47 exons. NCBI's taxonomy places the organism in Eukaryota, Metazoa, Chordata, Actinopteri, Anguilliformes, Congridae. Gene Ontology annotation, molecular function: transcription corepressor activity; nuclear thyroid hormone receptor binding. The coding region runs from base 446 to 7465 and encodes 2339 amino acids. Gene Ontology annotation, biological process: negative regulation of transcription by RNA polymerase II.
UGUCACACCAUAAUGUCCUACUUGAUGUGUAAAAUUAAAAUAUAAUAUAUGUUCACUUUAUAUUCGAUUAUAGUCCAGUACUUUCAGAAUAACUGGCUAAACAUGAAAACUGCAUAACGUCUUUCGGAAAAACGAGUAGUUACGACUGAAUCAAUAUUUAAAUUGGUAGAAAAACAUAUGCAAUUUUCUGCAAUGACCUACACAAGCGCAGCAGUGCUGCAGCUCAAGUUGCACUCAGCAGCACUCGAAUAGGGCUAGCUAGUCAUUUACCCAUAUUGUACAUGGCUGGCCCAUUGCUAUAAUGAAACACGCCUGUACCUAGAUUUGUUGUCAUAAAAAUUCAUCUAGUUGUGAUGAAAUGAGGUGGUUGGCGUGUCUGUCAGUGCUCCCGCAGUGGCCCUGAUCGCUGUGCUGGUACCGCCCCUCCAUUCCGGCUCCUGACAGGAUGUCCAGCUCCGGCUUCUCCGCCAACCAGGGGGCCUUCAGCAGCGAACAGAGCUGCUACCCUCCUCACUCAGUCCACUACACUUUCAGCACAGGGCGCCACCAUCAGCCGGAGUAUGUGGCUUCAGACUGCCGGCCUCACCUGCAGGAGGUCAGCUCUGCCUCCCAGCUGCUCCAGCUGCAGCGCCGGGGGCCCUCCCUGCUCUCCGCCUUCCACCCGGGGGCCGAGAGGUCCUCAGAGAGGAGACAUGACUACGGGGCGCAGUUCCACCCGGUUUCCACCCAGGCCGAACACGAGGCGCCCGAGUCCAAACGGCCUCGCGUUGAAACCCUCUCAGACGCACAUUUCCCAUGUGCCCCAGCGCCCGGGAUGGUCCUGUCCCUCCCCCAUGCCCUGCAAGAUGGCCUGAGGACCGCCGGAGACAUUAAAAAGGAGGCCCAUUCGGGGGGGAAGGCUGAGCUGCCCCACCCCGCCGCCCAGCACCAUGGCGGGGGCGAGCAGGACGGCUCUCCCUCCAGACUGUCCAAAGAGGAGCUGAUCCAGAGCAUGGACCGCGUAGACCGCGAGAUCGCCAAGGUGGAGCAGCAGAUCUUCAAGCUGAAGAAGAAGCAGCAACAGCUGGAGGACGAGGCGGCCAAACCGGCGGAGGCGGAGCGGGUGGUGACCACGCCCCCCGUGGAACACAAGCACCGCAGCAUCGUGCAGAUCAUCUACGAUGAGAACAGGAAAAAAGCUGAGCAAGCGCACUGUGUUCUGGAAGGACUCGGGCCAAAGGUUGAGCUGCCACUUUAUAAUCAGCCGUCGGAUACAAAGGUUUAUCACGACAACAUUAAGAUUAACCAGGUGAUGAGAAAGAAGCUUAUUCUUUUCUUCAAGAGGAGGAAUCAUGCUCGCAAACAGAGGGAGCAGAAGAUCUGCCAGCGCUACGACCAGCUGAUGGAGGCCUGGGAGAAGCAGGUGGAGCGCAUGGAGAACAACCCGCGGCGCAAGGCCAAGGAGAGCCGCACCAGGGAGUACUACGAGCGCCAGUUCCCCGAGAUCCGCAAGCAGCGUGAGCAGCAGGAGCGCUUCCAGAGGGUCGGUCAGCGAGGCACCGGCCUCUCGGCCACCAUCGCCAGGAGCGAGCACGAGAUUUCCGAAAUCAUCGACGGGCUGUCGGAGCAAGAGAACAGCGAGAGGCAGAUGCGGCAGCUGUCAGUCAUCCCUCCCAUGCUGUUCGACUCGGAGCAGCGGAGGGUGCGGUUCAUCAACAUGAACGGGCUCAUGAGCGACCCCAUGAAGGUGUACAAAGCCCGGCAGUUCAUGAACGUCUGGAGCGAGCACGAGAAGGAGAUCUUCAAAGAGAAGUUUGUACAGCAUCCAAAGAACUUUGGCCUUAUCGCAUCGUAUUUGGAGAGAAAGUGUGUCUCUGACUGCGUUUUGUAUUACUACUUGACGAAGAAGAACGAGAACUACAAGACCUUAGUGAGACGCAACUUUGGCAAACGCCGAGGUCGAAACCAGCAACAGAUCACACGUCCCGCACAAGAAGAAAAGUCAGAGGACAAGACGGAGGAGGAAAAAGGUGACAAAAAGGAAGAAGAAGAAAAGGAAGAGGAGGAGAAAGAUGAGAAAGAGGAGUCAAAUGCAGGAGACGGGGAGCAUCAGUGGGGGCCGGAGAGCGAGGUGAGACGGAGCCCCGGGCUGGGCGCUAACCUCGCUCUGCGUCCGUCCUGCAGGGACGUCGGCAAGGACAAGGACAAGGGCGACGGGGAGGACGAGGACGGCAAGGAGCCGGGCGCCACGCGGGGCCGCAAGACGGCCAACAGCCAGGGCCGCCGCAAGGGCCGCAUCACCCGCUCCAUGGCCAACGAGGCCGCGGCCACAGAGGACCCCUCCCCUCCGCCUCAACCUCCCCCUGAGCCUGCCCUCCGGCCAGAGCCCGCCGCGACAGCAAGGCAGCCCGAGCAAGUUGCCAAGAGCGGGCGGGAACAGGCCAAGACCCCCACCCCUCCCAUGGUAGUCAUGGACGCACAGUCGCACAAAGGGGCUCUGGAGGCUGGGGAGACGUCUCGCUGGACCGAGGAUGAAAUGGAAGUGGCCAAACAAGGGCUAGCGGAACACGGGCGCAACUGGACGGCCAUCGCCAAGAUGGUGGGCACCAAGAGCGAGGCGCAGUGCAAGAACUUCUACUUCAACUACAAGAGACGCCACAACCUGGACAACCUGCUGCAGCAGUACAAACAGGAUGCUCGGCGGGGGAGUGGUGAUGGGGAUGUGAGUCAGGGUGAGGGCGGGGCCUCUGCUGCUGCCGGCGACGAUGAGAAUGAGGGCUCCAAUGAGGAUGACAACCCAGGAGACAGCGAAGGUGCAGAGAACAGCUCGGACACGGAGAGCGCCCCCUCUCCAUCCCGGCCCGAGUCUGCCAGGGGCCUCGACCGGCAGGAGGCCGGCGCCCGGGGCCCCCUCGGAGGGGAGGCCCCACCGGGGAGGGGCCGCAGUCCCGGGAGCGAGGGCCCCGGCGUGAAGGAGGAGGGUAACCCCGAAACACGGCUCCUCCUGCCGGACCAGACGGACCGGGAGCGCCCCCGCGGCGCGGAGUCCGGGUCCGGGGCCCGUUCGGGCCCCCAGGGCGACGGCCCCUCAGAGCACGACUCCAGCGCCACCUGCAGCGCCGACGAGGACAUGGACAUGGAGCCGGAGCGGCUGAGCCUGUUCCCCGGGGAGAAGAGGUCCCUGCAGAGUCCUCCCGGCUCAGUGCUGGUGUCUGCAGGAAAGCAGGGCCACCUGAGCACCCAACACCUGCAGCAGCAUGCUGCCACCAUCCCUCCCAUGGCGUCCGUGCCCUUCGCCCCGUCCGGCGUGCCCCUCGGGCCCAUCAGCGGCUACGCCAUGUUCCAGCACCAGAUCACGGCCGCGCACGAGUCCGCCCACCAGGACGAGCGCUGGCGCCAGGACCCGGGGGAGCCCGAGAGGUGGCCGCCCCACUGCUCCCGGAUCUCCUCCAGGAGCCCCACCGUCCUGGACCGGGAGGGCACGAACCAGGGGGCCCCGAACCUCCAGGACUCGCCCCGCGGCCCGUUCCCCCGGCACGGCCCGCGCCCCCCCAACAUUCCGUCUCCGCCCCCGCUCAUCCCGUCUGCCAAGCCCCCCGACAAGCCGGCCUUCAUCCAGGGGGGCUCCAUCUCGCAGGGAACUCCUGGCACGUACCUGCCAUCCCACGGCCAAGCCGCGUACGGUCAGGAGGCGGCGAAGAGCGUGGCUGGGUCCAUAUCGCUGGGGUUGCCAAGGCUACCGGAUCCCGCCACGGCAGCAUCGUACGGCAGGCCAGAGGAGAGCUCGCACACGGAGGGGUACCUCACCCGCGCCCAGUAUGAGGGCAUGGUCAGGGGAAACCCUACCUCUGCCGGUCAGGACGGGGGCGUAACCAUGGGAACGCCUGCCAAAAUGUCCUCCGAGGCCCAGCCCUUCCGCCCCGGCUCCAUCACGCAGGGGACGCCGGCCCUGUCCCAGCCGGGCGUGGCAGUGGACGUGCUGUUGAAGGGCACCAUCGCCAAACUGGCCACGGAGGAGCACGGCAACCCCGAGAGGCCCAGGGGCGAGGCCUUCUCCAAGGGCCACGUCAUCUUCGAGGGCGAGAGCGGCCACAUCGUCUCUUACGACUCCAUGAAGAACCCCAGAGAGGGCAUGAGGAGUCCCCGGGUGGGAGGGGAGCUCAAACGGUCCCACGACAUGAUGGAGGGCUCCAUGGGCACCGGACCCCCCCUCCGAGAGUCUGCACUUUAUGAAGGUUUGGUGAGCCGGGCCAUGCCGAGAGACGGCCCCCACCCCGACCCCAAAGACAGGGGCCAGCUCCCGGGGUCCAUCAUGCAAGGCACACCGCGGGGGGCGGCCGAGGCCUUCGAGGACGGGCACAAGUACGGCAAGCAGACGAAGAGGGAGAGCCCCCCCGUGCGCUCCUUCGACGGGGGCAUCAGCAAGGGCAAGCCCUACGAGGGGGUCAACACCAUCAAGGAGCUGGGCCGCUCCAUCCACGAGAUCCCCCGACAGGACCUCUCUGAGAGGGGCAGCCGCAAAACCCCCGACCUCCCGCCCGGCUCCCUGUCCCAGGGAGCCCCGCUGAAGUACGAGGGCAGUGGCAUGGGCCAGUCGGCCAUCAAGCACAACGUGAAGUCCCUGCUGUCGGGCCCCAGCAAGCCCGCCCUGGGCCCGGCCCCGCUGGAGCCCGAGAGGGCCCGCCACACCUCGGUGGUGAGCUCCACCGCCUCCGUCCUGCGCUCCCCGCACCUGGACCCCGGCCGGCCGCAGCUCAGCCCCGGGGGGUACGAGGAGCAGGCCGGCCGCCGGGGCCUGGCAGCCUACGGGCCCGGCUCCUCAGCACGCGCCUCGCAGGAAGGGAGCGUUCCCGCCGGGAAGGGCGCCGGGCACGAGCGGAAGAGCGCCCCGCCGCAGCGGGAGAGGGAGGCCGCGCCCGCCAAGUCGCCCGGGACGGGGGCCGAACACGGGCCCUACGACCCCCACCACCGCGUCAUGAUGCCCGGAGAGGUGUACAGAGCCCACCUCCCCCACCUGGACCCUACUGCCGCCUUCCACCGAGGCAUGGACCCAGCCGCGUAUUUAUUCCAGAGACACCCCUCCCCCGCCGGUUACCCCAACACCUACCAGCUGUACGCCAUGGAGAACACUCGCCAGACCAUCCUCAGCGAUUACAUCACCUCCCAGCAGAUGUCACCACGGGAACAGCAGCUGGCUGUGCCCUAUCCUCCUGGCUCCCAAGGGAUUAUUGAUCUGGCCCAGAUGCCUCCUGCAAUCCUAUUGGCCCACCCCGGGGUGGCGGGCACGCCCCCUCUGGACCGGUAUGGCUACAUCCCUGGAGGGCAGGCUCCAUUCCCACCGCGACCUUUCAACCCGGCGUCCAUUUCCCCAGGACUCCCAGCCCACUAUGCCAAUGCAGCAGCUAACGCCGAGCGGGAACGAGAGCGCGAACGAGAGCGCGAGAGGGAGCGCGACCACGAGCACCGGGAGAGGGAGCGGGAGAGGGAGAGGGACCGGGAGCAGAGGGACCGGGAGCAGAGGGACCGGGAGCAGAGGGACCGGGAGCAGAGGGAGAGGGAGAGAGACCGGGAGCGGGAGCGCAUGGUGGCCAAUGAGUACCUGCGUGGAGUCGCUGAGCCGCAGGGCAGGCCUGGUAGCCGUGGUUACCUGCGCUCCCCCUCCCCCUCCACAAGGCCGCAGGAGAGCGGGGUGCAGCAGAGGCCCAGCAUCUUCCAGAACACCAACAGCAAGAGCGUCAUCACCCCGCUGCCGCAUAUCCCAUCAUCCUCUCUGGCGGGCUCGCGGCGAGGCGCCCCCCCGCCCGACACCCUGGCGGCGCUGGUGGACGCGGCGCUGGCGUCCCCUCAGCUGGACGUGGGCCGGGCCCUGUCGCCGCGGCGACCGGCCCCGCCCGCCGAGCCGGCGCUCCAGAGGCAGGACGGCUCGCCGUUCGCCGCGCUGCCCGGCGGGAAGCCCCCCGGCGAGGCCGGCAGGGAGCGGCCGCCCGCCACCAAGUCGCGCAUCGAGGAGGAGCUGCGCACCCGCGGCAAGACCACCAUCACCGCCGCCAACUUCAUCGACGUCAUCAUCACCCGCCAGAUCGCCUCCGACAAGGAGUCCCGCGAGAGGGGCUCCCAGAGCUCCGACUCUUCCGGAAGCUUGUCUUCCAGUCGCUAUGACGGCACUAGCCCCGCCCCCUCUACAGCACAGGCCCAGGAGAGACAGGAGGACCGGCCUGUUCCCAGCACAGGCUCCGCCCGCCCUUUCGAGCUGCACCGCUACCGCCAGCCCCAGGAGUCCUUCCCUCAACAGAAGCCCCCCUCCCCCCAGACUGAGGGGGCCUCCCAGGCCCCCAAGACCCACCAGGUCAUGACCCUGGCAGACCACAUCUCGCACAUCAUCGUGCAGGACUUCGUCCGAAACAAGGAGCACAACCCCCGGCCCUCCUCCAACGGCUCCCCUGCCACCUCCACAUUCCAGGCCCCCGCCCCAUCGUCCUCCAGCUCGGCCCCCGGCCCGGCCAGGCUGCCCGGCCGCUGCAGCCCCGAGGCCAAGGGGCCCUUCGGCCACCACCCGAGGCCUUCCAGCAGAGUGUCCCCUGAGAGCGCCCCCGACCGGCCCAGGACCAGGCCUGGGAAGUCUCCGGAUCAGAGCGGAGCAUCACUGGACAGCUACGAGCCCAUCUCCCCGCCGCAGAGUUACGCCGCCCUGGACAAACAGGACGCUGGCCCACCGCAGCCCCAAAGGCGGGAGGAGGACCCCCCCGAGCAGAGUUCCAGGCAUGAUUCUCGCUCCCCCGGGAGCGUGAGUUACCUGCCCUCCUUCUUCACGAAGCUGGAGAACACCUGCCCCCUGGUGAAGUCCAAGAAGCAGGAGAUAUUCCGCAAGAUGAACUCUUCGGCUGGAGGCGAUUCUGAUGUUGCAAGUGCACAGCCUGGCACUGAGAUAUUCAACUUGCCGGCAGUUACCAGCUCAGGCAGCGUCGGCGGGAGGAAUCACUCCAUCAGCGAGCACGCCAGCAACCUGGGUCUGGAGGACAUCAUCCGCAAGGCCCUGAUGGGCACCAUGGACGACCGGCCGGAGGAGAGCUCGAACACCGGCCCCCCUGCAGGCCCCAACGAGGGCCGGCAAGAAGCCAGCCGUUCCCCCAGCAACGCGGGCAAGCAGAGGCCCUCGGGGAGAGCCAGCAGCGGGAAGCCCCAGUGCCCUAGCCCGGGACAGGGCUACCCCGGGUCGGAGCGGCCCUCCCCUGGACCCCCCACGCAGUCCGAGGGGGACUAUCAGCGCAAGAAGGUGGCGGGGUGGGCCUGGGAGGACAAGCCUUCAUCUGCAGGCUCCGCCCAGUUCUCAUACAACCCCCUGACCAUGCGCAUGAUGAACAGCACCCCGCCCGCCUCGGCAGCGACCACGCCCCCCUCCCACCAGGCCCCGCCCCCGAGCCGCGCGUGGGAGCGCGAGCCGCUGCUGUCGGAGAAGUACGAGACGCUGUCCGACAGCGACAACUGAGCGCGCGCGCGCGGGGUGGGAGGGGCCAGGACGCUGCGGCCGACAGCAUUGGAUGGAACGAAGGUGCUUUGUUUUGAGUGACAGACUCCCACCGAAGCUUUAAAAUGCAGUCUGUCUUCAGGCAGCGAUAUUGUUGUAAAGUAAAAUAAUAAUAAAUAAAUAAAAAAACAUCUUCUAAUGUAAAAAAGAAAAAAAAGAAAAAAAGGAAUAAAAAUUAUUUCAUUUUUUAAAAUUCAAUUUAUGUUUAUAAAAAAAGAAAAACCUUAAUGUCUUUAAAAUGAGUGAAUGUAAAUAUAAAAAAGCUAAUUUUUGCAGUUAUUAUUCUUUUCUUGUUCGUGAUGAAAUGUCAAUCCACUUUUUGGGAGAGGUGGGGCAGGUGUAGUUUGGCCUCUUCCUCAAAGCUUGAGGUGUGUGUUCCGGAGCCCCUGUGAACUAGCCUAAGGCACACAUCGUCUUGUACAUAUUAUAAAAUCCAAUAAACUACCAUUGACGUUUCAACACUAUUACACUUGUCCAUUAGCAGCACUGUAGCAGUAAUGCACAGAUUGUUCUAUGUUAUUAUUAUUAUUUUAUUUUUUACUUUUUUUAAAGUCUUCUCUCGUUGUUGUUUUUUUGGGCAAGGCCCAAUAUUCCAAACACUGGCAUCACAGUUUUGAAGACGGAAGGAGAAAUAAGCUUGACCUUGCAUUUUUAAAUUGAGUUUUUGUUUUCUUUUAUUUUAAUUUGAACGUAUGUAUGUUCUUUUUUGUUGUUGUUUUUCUUCCCUCGUCAGUGCCCAGUUGGUCAAUGUCAGUGUUUUAUUGACAGACGCGGCAUUGCUGAAGUCAGAAGAAAUGGGGAAUGGGGGUUUAUUUGGUGCUUAUUGAUGUCACCGAAUGUUGUCCUGUGUUCUACCAUUUCCUGUUGACACCAGGCUGCAUGGGCCGGCAGGAAGUGGACACUUUUGUUUUCUUAGCGAAUAAGCGACAGCGUUUUUCUGCAUUUUAUAUAAUCCUGCAGUAUCUAUGUAUCAGAAUCCCCUGAAAUACUGAUCAAGAAAACAUUUUAUGCCCCAUUACUAAAAUUUUUGGUACUGCGAUUUGUAAAGCAAAACAGAGUAACCUGAGCUCUCUUGUAAUGGAUUUUUGAUAAUGUGAGCUGCUUUAUCCUGAAACCAGCUCUGCCUCUCUUACUGCUUUCCUACUUACCGCGUUGUGACAAACGACUGACCCUGCUAAUUCAAUUUCCCCUUUAUUCGUUUUUCUUUUCAUGCCUGGUUUCACUCUUCCCUGGCGAACAGUGAUGUGCUUUCACAGUUCUCGUCCUGUCCCGUGCCCCGCCUUUUUGGGUGCGGGCGGGGCCGCCCCCUCUCCGUCUUGCUCCUGGCCUGCAGACUGCAGCCGCCCAAUCAGUGAGAGAAGUGGCUGGCCCUUUCCCCGCCCAGUCAAUGCUGCGGCCAAUCAGGCGCCUCCCGUGGGACUCCGUGGCCACAGUGAGGAAAGUUCAGAGGUCGAUUCUGGACGGCGAUACUGCACUGUGUCUUACCUGAAGCCCCAACCCAGGAAUCCCCCUCAUUUAUGUAUGAGAUACACAGCUAGCUUCGGCAUCGACUGAAUCGCAAUAUUCGCAAUAUCACGCUUUGGUCAUUGUCAACUUAAAUGACUGUUCUCAAAACCUGUUAAGGGAUAUGUCAUUUAUUGUGCUGAAUAGAGAAAAGCCUAUGAUAUACGUUAUAUUCACUCACCUUUUAUUAUUUCUGUAUUUUAACACCCUGAUGUUUGUGUUUCACUUAAGUUACAACGAAUCUACUUGCGCUUAAUCCUUACACUGUUUUGGCAGAAGAAUAUCUGUCUUUAGCAGUUGAAAUUUUGUUACAAAGAAGUCGGUGCGUUCUUCCAGCCUGUUUUACGAUGAUUUAUUAUUUCCUUUUGUUUAAUAUGAGACUUGAAAGCCUGUGCACCCAUGCUGUCCAAAUGCUUAUAUUGCACAAUGUCUUUUUAGUAGUCUAUCUUACGCAUUGGAACCAGUCAAUAAAGUGGAUCAAUUCUCCACCUGUCUGACA